This is a messenger RNA of Onychomys torridus (southern grasshopper mouse), 2562 nucleotides long. RefSeq names its product X-prolyl aminopeptidase 3 (gene Xpnpep3). Bases 78 to 1595 code for a protein of 505 amino acids. Gene Ontology annotation, molecular function: manganese ion binding; metalloaminopeptidase activity. The record is from RefSeq and is a predicted model, not a curated record. Lineage: Eukaryota; Metazoa; Chordata; Mammalia; Rodentia; Cricetidae. Gene Ontology annotation, cellular component: mitochondrion. The transcript is spliced from 10 exons.
UCCUGGCGACGCGGCGGUGCUAGCGGAUUCUCUACCCGCUACUUGUACUUUCUCUUCCUGACGCGUGGGUGCUGACCAUGCCUUCCCUGCUCUCAACCCCAAAGCUGGUUCCCGUUAUAGCAAGGCUCCGCGGCCUCUCAGAAUGCAUGCCAUGUUUACAGCGAAGGUACUCCCUGCAGCCUGUGCCGAAGAAGAUUCCAAACCGGUACUUAGGCCAGCCCAGCCCAGUUACACAUCCACACCUCCUCAGACCAGGGGAGGUGACACCAGGACUGUCUCAGGUGGAGUAUGCACUUCGAAGACACAAGCUGAUGGCCCUGAUCCACAAGGAAGCACCAGAGCACAGUGGGACAGACCACACAGUGGUGGUCCUCUCUAACCCUACUUACUACAUGAGCAAUGACAUCCCCUACACAUUCCACCAGGACAACAACUUCCUGUAUCUGUGUGGAUUCCAAGAGCCUGAUAGCAUCCUGGUCCUUCAGAGCUUCUCUGGGAAGCAGUUGCCAUCCCAUAAGGCCAUGCUUUUUGUGCCUCGGAGAGACCCUGGUCGAGAACUGUGGGAUGGCCCUCGGUCUGGCACGGAUGGAGCAGUAGCCCUAACUGGGGUAGAUGAAGCCUACACCCUGGAAGAGUUUCAACACCUAGUACCUAAAAUGAAAGCUGAGACGAGCAUGGUUUGGUAUGACUGGAUGAAGCCUUCUCAUACACAGCUUCACUCAGACUACAUGCAGCAUCUAACUGAAGCCAAAGCCAGGAGCAAGAACAAGGUUCGGAGUGUCCAGCAGCUGAUACAGCGCCUCCGGCUAGUUAAAUCUCCUGCAGAGAUUAAGAGAAUGCAGAUUGCUGGGAAACUGACAUCAGAGGCUUUCAUAGAGACCAUGUUUGCCAGCAAAGCUCCAGUAGACGAAGCCUUUCUUUAUGCGAAGUUUGAAUUUGAAUGCCGGGCCCGAGGUGCAGAUAUCUUAGCCUACCCACCUGUGGUUGCAGGCGGUAAUCGCUCCAACACUUUGCACUAUGUGAAGAACAAUCAGCUCAUCAAGGAUGGUGAAAUGGUGCUUCUUGAUGGAGGUUGUGAAUCUUCCUGCUAUGUGAGUGACAUCACCCGGACAUGGCCUGUCAAUGGCAGGUUCACCGCACCUCAGGCAGAACUCUAUGAAGCUGUUCUAGAGAUCCAGAGAGCGUGUUUGACACUGUGCUCUCCUGGGACAAGCUUGGAGAACAUCUACAGCGUGAUGAUGACCCUAAUGGGACAGAAGCUGAAGGAGCUGGGGAUCAUGAAAAGCAGCAAAGAAAGUGCCUUCAAGGCUGCACGGAAAUACUGCCCUCAUCAUGUUGGCCAUUACCUUGGAAUGGAUGUCCAUGACACUCCAGACAUGCCUCGUUCACUCCCUAUGCAGCCUGGUAUGGUGAUCACAAUUGAACCAGGCAUUUAUAUUCCAGAGGAUGACAGAGAUGCACCAGAGAAGUUUCGAGGUCUCGGAGUACGGAUUGAGGAUGAUGUCGUAGUGACUCAGGACUCACCUCUGAUCCUUUCUGCAGAUUGUCCCAAAGAGAUGAGUGACAUUGAACAGAUCUGCAGCAGGACCUCUUGACCACCACUGAGCCGUUACAUCUCAGGUCCAAGACUGGCAUUCCUGCCUGUGUGUACAGUCAGUGUCUCUGUGGGGAAUUAGACCCAGGUCCCAUGGGGAGUGCACAGCUGUAUGAGCGGAUGUCCCUGGAUAUGAGGACAUUUUCAUGUUAAGCAGAUGUAAAUCUGAAAUGGUGAACUCUGGAACAAUCUGUUACUAGGCCUUUAGCAACAUUAAUUCUGAAAAGUUAAUGAUCCAGGAAGUUUAACAUGUGGAUGUAAAAUACAGUUUUGGUUGUGUGUGCCCAUGCAUUCCAAUUAACACAUUUCAGCAAAAAAAAAAACCAAACAAACAACUUUUCUUCAAGUUCUUCUCUUCUUGCCCUUGUGCUAGGAUCCACUUUUUAUCCUAAGAUGCUUGUGUGAUGCCUGUGUUUUUACUCUUCACCAAAGUCUCUGCUUAUGCUAAAAGCUACCUUUCAGUGCUCCAAGUGACCAGUAUUUAUCUUCCAUGAUCUCUGCCUCCCCGGCCAAGUUCUUCACAUCUGCCGGGACCUCUCAGGCUCAGGAAACACGGGUGUCCUGCAGUCUUUCCAUUCAGCCACAGGACAGCAACACCAGCCACCCAACAAGAAUCUUGAUCUUUCUUGCCAUGGUUGCCUAGCACCUAGAAAGUGCCCAGGUUCUUCUAAGGAAGGAAAUAAAAGAGAAGGUAAAGUAUCUGUGUCCCCACAGAUCCAGGCCUUGAGCUUUGUUUUCUCCAAUUUAAAGGGGAUUCUUUUUCAAACAUCCACCUUCCUGUCCUUCAUAGGUUCUUCUCUUAGACAAAAUGUCAUUGUGUGCCUCAGAUCCUUCAUCAGUUGCUUUCCUUUGUGAAAGGCUCUUAUGUAGCUCAUGCUGGCCUCAAACUACCCAUCUUCCUGCACCCUCCCCACCUUUAUAGGGUUUUUGUGGUUUGGUUGGUUGGUUUUUCAAGACAGGGUUUCUCU